UAAGAGGAAAAGAUGGUGAGCAGCGUGGACACAUUCGACUUACGAAGGACAUAUUUCAUAUUUGUUAUUGUGAUUAAAUAGGAGGAGGGGGCAUCAGUUCGGAUUUCGGGGUUUUUGUUCUAAAUUUUUUCAUCACUGUCCUCCACUCUUCUCCGUGGAAGUGAAAGACGGACGGAGAGUUCAGAGUAUUUGCGUCAUUGCGUGGUUAAAAAAACCCUAGAAAUCACACGCACACGAACGCAUUGUGUGGCAGGGAGUGUAAAAAACAAAACCCCUCGAAUCCCUGAUUUCUGGCUGGGGUUUUUCCAAACUCUUGCAGGGAACGUUUCUAAUAUUUAGAUGCCAAUGGAGGAGUCAUCUGAUGCCAAGGAAGAUAUUGCUAUUAGUAAGGGUGAUAAUCUUUCAAAUGGGUUUGUUACGGAUGAAGAUGAUGAGGAAUUUAUUGAAUCAUAUAGCAUACAUGAUCUGGACCAAGAGUUUUUGAAAAGAUUUUGUAAGAAGGCAGCCAUGUCAUUCUUUAACGAGUAUGGUCUCAUUAGUCACCAAAUUAACUCAUACAAUGACUUCAUUGAGAAUGGUCUCCAGAAGGUAUUUGAUUCUUUUGGUGAGAUUAUUGUUGAGCCUGGAUUUGACCCUUCAAAGAAGGGAGAGAGUGAGUGGCGAUAUGCUUCAGUUAGAUUUGGGAAGGUCAGCCUUGACCAACCAAGCUUCUGGGGUGGUGAGAAGGACAACGAUAUGUUUCCUAGGCAUGCCCGGCUUCAGAACAUGACGUACUCAUCAAAGAUGAAAGUGAAAAUUCAUGUUCAGGUAUAUACUCAAAAACUUGUCAGAAGUGACAAGUUUAAAACUGGAAAAGAUCAAUAUAUCGACCGAGAUGUCAUAACUGAAGAUAACAGGGAUAUCACAAUAGGGAGGAUCCCUGUGAUGGUGAAGUCCGAUAUCUGCCGAAUGAAAGGAGCAGAGAAAAGAGACUGUGAGUUUGAUAAUGGAGGUUAUUUUUUGAUCAAGGGUGCAGAGAAGACAUUUGUUGCUCAGGAGCAGCUAAGUAUGAAGAGGCUUUGGAUUUUGAAUAAUCAAGGUUGGACAGUUGCAUACAAGUCAGAAACAAAGAAGAAUAGGUUAAUCAUGAAACUGGUGGGGAUUUCUAAAAUUGAAGAUAUCAAAGGAGGAGAGAAAGUUCUUACUGUAUAUUUCUUGUCGACAGAAAUCCCUUUAUGGAUAUUGUUUUUUGCUCUUGGUGUAUCAUCAGACAGAGAAGCUAUGGACCUGAUUGAUUAUGACAUUGAAGAUGCCAGCAUAUCGAAUAUACUGUUUGCCUCAAUUCGCGAAGCUGAUGAGAAAUGUGGUGGCUUUCGUAGAGCAAAGAAAGCUCUAAGUUAUGUAGAUAAACUUGUAAAGAAUACCAAAUUUCCUCCUGGGGAAUCUAUUGAAGAGUGCUUUAGCAAGUAUCUGUUUCCGGGACUCAAGGUCCCAAAACUGAAGGCUCGUUUUCUUGGGUAUAUGGUGAAGUGCCUCCUGCAGGCUUACACUGGCUGCAGAAAAUGUGAUAACAGGGAUGAUUUUAGAAACAAGAGGUUUGACUUGGCAGGUGAGCUACUUGAGCGGGAGCUGAGAGUGCAUCUUGCACAUGCACGGAAGCGCAUGGCAAAGGUUUUGCAGAGAGACCUUUAUGGAGAGCGUAGUGUGCGUCCAAUUGAACACUAUCUGGAUGCUUCCAUAAUCACCAAUGGUCUUACACGAGCAUUCUCAACUGGAGCAUGGUCACAUCCUUUCAAGAGGAUGGAAAGGAUUUCAGGUGUAGUGGCAACACUAGGGCGAACAAAUCCAUUACAGACAUUGGCUGAAAUGAGGAGAACACGCCAGCAGGUUCAGUACACAGGGAAAGUUGGCGAUGCCAGAUACCCACAUCCUUCUCACUGGGGGAGGGUAUGCUUUCUGUCUACUCCAGACGGUGAAAAUUGUGGGCUUGUGAAAAAUUUGGCCAUCACUGGCCUAGUAAGCACAAACAUAUUGGAGCCUAUGACUCAUAUAUUUUUUGAUUGUGGGAUGGAGGAGUUGGCAGAUGAUGCUUCAAUGUGUAGAAAAUAUAAAGUGUUUUUGAAUGGGGACUGGGUUGGAGUUUGUGAAGAUUCCAUUUCAUUUGUUGCUGAGCUCAGGAAUAAACGACGCCAAAAGCUGUUGCCACAUCAGGUUGAAAUCAAAAGAGAUGAGCAGCAUGAAGAAGUGCGCAUAUUUUCUGAUGCUGGUAGGAUUCUACGGCCUCUUUUAGUUGUUGAAAAUUUGAACAAGGUUAAAGGAUAUAAAGGUGAAAAUUACACCUUCCAAUAUCUUUUGGAUAAGGGCAUAAUUGAGCUAAUUGGAACUGAGGAAGAAGAAGACUGUCGUACUGCAUGGGGCAUCAAGUAUCUGUUCAUGGAAAAAGAGGGAAAGUCACCUGCUCAGUACACCCACUGUGAACUAGAUAUGUCAUUUUUAUUAGGUUUGAGCUGUGGAAUUGUCCCAUAUGCAAAUCAUGACCAUGCCAGAAGGGUCCUUUACCAGUCUCAGAAGCACUCUUCACAGGCUAUAGGGUUCUCCACAACAAAUCCUAACAUUAGAGUAGAUACUCUGUCUCACAGUCUAUUGUAUCCUCAGAGGCCACUUUUCAGGACUAUCGCCUCUGAUUGUCUUGGAAAACCAGGAUCUCCUCUGGGUCAUCAUGGAAUACUGCCAAAGCCUGAAUUAUACAAUGGCCAGAAUGCUAUUGUGGCAGUCAAUGUUCACCUAGGGUACAACCAAGAAGACUCCUUGGUGAUGAACAAGGCUUCGUUGGAGCGUGGUAUGUUUCGGUCUGAGCACAUUAGAAGCUAUAAGGCCGAGGUUGACAAUAAGGAAACUUUGGAAAAGAGGCGGAAACCUGAUGAUUGUGUCAACUUUGGCAAGAUUCAAAGUAAGAUUGGACGCGUUGACAGUCUUGAUGAUGAUGGUUUCCCUUUCAUUGGUGCAAACCUGCAGAGUGGUGACAUUGUCAUAGGGAGGUGUGCAGAGUCUGGGAAUGACCACAGUAUUAAAUUGAAGCACACUGAAAGGGGCAUGGUUCAGAAAGUUGUGCUGUCUUCUAAUGAUGAUGGAAAGAAUUUUGCUGUGGUGUCCCUGAGACAGGUUCGAUCCCCAUGUCUUGGAGACAAAUUCUCAAGCAUGCAUGGGCAAAAAGGUGUUCUAGGCUUUUUGGAGUCGCAAGAGAACUUCCCUUUCACAAUACAAGGGAUAGUACCGGAUAUUGUAAUAAAUCCACAUGCAUUUCCUUCACGACAAACUCCUGGUCAACUCCUAGAGGCUGCUUUAGGGAAGGGAAUAGCUUGUGGUGGUUCCUUGAGAUAUGCCACCCCAUUCUCCACACUCUCUGUUGAUGCCAUCACGGAACAGCUUCAUAGGGCUGGAUUUUCAAGAUGGGGAAAUGAGAGAGUAUACAAUGGACGAACUGGCGAAAGGGUUCGCUCCCUCAUAUUUAUGGGCCCAACUUUCUAUCAGCGUCUGAUUCACAUGUCUGAAGACAAGGUCAAAUUUCGCAACACUGGUCCAGUCCAUCCUCUUACCCGACAACCAGUGGCAGAUCGGAAGCGAUUUGGUGGGAUCAAAUUUGGUGAGAUGGAGCGUGACUGCCUUAUAGCACAUGGUGCCUCAGCGAACUUGCAUGAACGCCUUUUUACACUCAGUGACUCCUCCCAAAUGCACAUAUGCCAAAAAUGCAAAAAUGUUGCCAAUGUGAUCCAACGGUCUGUGACUGGUGGCCGUAAGAUUAGGGGUCCGUAUUGCCGGGUCUGUGAAUCAUUAGAUGACAUUGUAAAGGUUAAUGUCCCUUAUGGGGCUAAGCUAUUGUGCCAGGAACUUUUCAGUAUGGGCAUAAAUCUGAAGUUUGAAACCCAGCUCUGUUGAGCUAUGAUCAUUGGAGUUGUUUGUCAACUUUUAGGCAGGGAUUAUUUUGUUAAUGUUUGGAUUUGUUUCCUCAAAUAUCUGUACAUCCCAGUCGGUUGUGUUAAUUUCAAAGACAACUGUUUCUCUACUUUAAGGCAGCUAUUAUUUCGUUAA
Messenger RNA from Juglans regia (Persian walnut), 4068 nucleotides. RefSeq names its product DNA-directed RNA polymerase D subunit 2b-like. The transcript is spliced from 8 exons. Lineage: Eukaryota; Viridiplantae; Streptophyta; Magnoliopsida; Fagales; Juglandaceae. Gene Ontology annotation, cellular component: RNA polymerase II, core complex. Gene Ontology annotation, molecular function: ribonucleoside binding; DNA-directed RNA polymerase activity; DNA binding. The record is from RefSeq and is a predicted model, not a curated record. Gene Ontology annotation, biological process: DNA-templated transcription. The coding region runs from base 340 to 3915 and encodes 1191 amino acids.